Camarhynchus parvulus is the source of this 1219-nucleotide messenger RNA. It is a transcript of the gene PARVG, whose product is annotated as parvin gamma. The transcript has 13 exons. The record is from RefSeq and is a predicted model, not a curated record. Lineage: Eukaryota; Metazoa; Chordata; Aves; Passeriformes; Thraupidae. Gene Ontology annotation, biological process: establishment or maintenance of cell polarity; actin cytoskeleton organization; substrate adhesion-dependent cell spreading. Gene Ontology annotation, cellular component: focal adhesion; cytoplasm; actin cytoskeleton. Gene Ontology annotation, molecular function: actin binding. The coding region runs from base 206 to 1174 and encodes 322 amino acids.
GGGACCAUGGUUUCGUUUUUAAGAGCUGAGCACUGUGGCGCAACUUCCCCUUUGUGUGUUUUGUGCUGCCCUGCAUGGGAGACCUCCUAGCCUGGGCUCAGCCCUCACCUCCAGAAAUUGCAUCCUUACUGCUGGGACAAGGUCUUGGAAGAGCUUCUGGAGAGUUACUGAAGGAGAGAAUAUUUACCAGGAGUGAUUAAAGACAAUGGAUCCAGACUUUUUAAAUGCAUUUACACAGCCUUCUACACUUGAUCGAUUCCUAACUGAAGAUGUCAUCGCUAAAGGCGAGAAGAGGAAACUCAUAAAACCAACCUCAAGCAACAACCCCAAACUGAAAGAAUUGAAAUUGUUCUUGAUUGAGUGGAUCAACAGAACUCUGAAAGAGGAACACAUAGUCGUUAAAAGUCUGGAGGAAGACCUGUAUGAUGGGCUGGUACUUCAUCAUCUCCUGGAAAACUUAGGAUCUCCCAAGCUGGAUGUUGAGAAGAUUGCAUUAACAGAAAAAAAACAGCGAAAGAAACUCUCAGCGAUUCUGGAAGUCGUGGCCAAGUGUUUGCAACUGGAAGAAAGUCAGCUGAAAUGGAGUGUGGAAUCUAUCUUGGCAAAGGACUUACUGAGCACACUGCAUCUUCUUGUUGCAAUAGCAAAGCACUUUGAACCCACCCUGGCUCUGCCUCCAAAUGUUCAAGUGGAGACAAUCACCAUCGAGACCACCUCUGGAGGAUUAAAGACAUCAAAUGCGGUGGAAUAUAUCACAGAAAACAAAAAGAAUAUAGAAGCGCAGUCAAAAGAUGAUGCCUUUGAUGAAUUAUUUGGCUGUGAUCCAGAUAAACUGGAUGCUGUAAAAAAGGCACUUUUGCAAUUUGUUGACCAGCAUGUUGGAAAAUUAGGAUUAAAUGUGGAAGACAUCGAAUCUCAGUUUUCAGAUGGGGUUAUCUUACUUCUCCUAAUCGGACAACUAGAGGGCUACUUUCUGAAUUUAAGGAAUUUCUUCCUGACUCCGGCCAGCACCAUGGAAAUGCUCCAAAAUGUUAACCUGGCACUGGAUUUGCUAGCAGAGGGAGGACUUCUGAAUUUUCCUGUGAACUCUGAAGAUAUUGUGAACGGAGAUACGAAGGCUAUAAUGCGAGUUCUGUAUUGCUUGUAUUCCAAAUACAGAACCAAAGAAGCAUGAAGAACAAGGCCAAGAGCUUGAGCUGCCCUUUUUUUGGUGUUUUUG